Messenger RNA from Thyridium curvatum, 213 nucleotides. RefSeq lists its product as uncharacterized. The record is from RefSeq and is a predicted model, not a curated record. The coding region runs from base 1 to 213 and encodes 70 amino acids. Lineage: Eukaryota; Fungi; Ascomycota; Sordariomycetes; Thyridiales; Thyridiaceae. The transcript is spliced from 2 exons.
AUGGCUGGUCAAGCCGGUGGAAAGAACGGCCCGGGCGCAAAGUCGGGCAACACUGGAUCAAGCUCGUCCAAGGCUGUACAGCUCCUAACAGUCAACAUCCACAGUGAACAACCUGAGAGCAAGGAGGAACUCGCUGCUUGGGUGCUUGCAUACCUUUAUGUAUUAAAGUAUAAUGAUGUUAUCGACAUCAUUAAGGUCCGAUACACUACUUAG